UUUAGACCGUUAGAACUGUGGUCUCUUUUUGUUAAGUUAUAUAAAUUUUAAAGAAAAUAUGGUUAAAACUUUACUUGAAGCUUUUGAAAACAAGCCUAACCCCUUCAACGCACCAAAGUUUGAAGUCGGUUGCACACCAUGCGAACCAAUGAAAGAAACUCAAAUUUCUAGACGAAUUGGAGCUGCCUCAGCUUCUGAUGAGUACAGCUGUGAGUUUGGGUCAACGAAGUAUUACACCAUAUGCGGGUUUGGGGGUAUUUUAAGUUGUGGCCUUACCCAUACUGCACUCGUACCCCUUGAUCUGGUAAAAUGCAGAAUUCAGGUUGACCCACAGAAAUACAAGAACAUUUUCCAUGGGUUCAAAGUUACUUUGGCAGAAGAUGGUGUACGUGGUUUAGCAAAGGGCUGGGCACCGACCUUUAUUGGAUAUUCCAUGCAAGGUCUCUGCAAGUUCGGUCUCUAUGAAGUUUUCAAGAACAUCUACAGUGGAGUUUUGGGUGAAGAAAAAUCUUACUUAUGGAGAACUUCAUUGUACUUGGCUGCCAGUGCAUCAGCAGAAUUCUUUGCUGACAUUGCACUUGCACCUAUGGAAGCUUGCAAAGUAAGAAUCCAGACUCAACCAGGAUUUGCGAACACUUUGAGAGAGGCUUUCCCUAAAAUGAAGGCGGCAGAGGGCAUGUCCGCGUUCUACAAGGGCUUGGUGCCAUUGUGGUUGCGACAGAUCCCUUACACCAUGAUGAAAUUUGCUUGCUUUGAACGUACAGUUGAAGCACUCUACAAGUUUGUUGUUCCUAAGCCCAGAGCCGAUUGCAACAAAACUGAACAGCUUGUUGUUACUUUCGUUGCUGGCUACAUUGCUGGUGUUUUCUGCGCCAUUGUUUCCCACCCCGCAGAUUCCGUUGUGUCUUUGUUGAACAAGGACAGUGGAAGCACUCCAUUGCAGGCACUCAAGAAGCUAGGACCAAAAGGUGUAUGGAAGGGUCUUUUUGCCCGUAUCAUAAUGAUCGGUACAUUGACUGCCCUGCAAUGGUUCAUCUACGACUCAGUGAAGGUUUACUUCAAGCUCCCACGGCCCCCUCCCCCAGAGAUGCCCGCCAGUUUGAAGGCAAAGCUCAACGCUCAAUAAAUAAGAUUACUUUUGAUGUUGGUUUCAAUAUUCCAUUGUGUGCGUCAAGUUUUGGAUCUCUCAUAUUUAUUCUUUUGUUGUAAUAAUAAGUUCACUUUAAGCGCCGUUUUAACAGUGUAGGUAAUUGCCAAGUUUAGAAGGAUACCAAUGCCUCCACUUUUUUGUGGAAGUUUCAAUCAAACGAUAACAUAUACCUGUCUUUCUCUUUCGUGUUCCAAAAAUAAAAACUAAAAGAUUUGGUGUCUUUAAAUUG
Messenger RNA from Ciona intestinalis (vase tunicate), 1379 nucleotides. RefSeq names its product solute carrier family 25 member 3. Gene Ontology annotation, biological process: mitochondrial phosphate ion transmembrane transport. NCBI's taxonomy places the organism in Eukaryota, Metazoa, Chordata, Ascidiacea, Phlebobranchia, Cionidae. Gene Ontology annotation, cellular component: mitochondrial inner membrane. The record is from RefSeq and is a predicted model, not a curated record. Gene Ontology annotation, molecular function: phosphate transmembrane transporter activity.